Messenger RNA from Cyprinodon variegatus (sheepshead minnow), 1055 nucleotides. It is a transcript of the gene dusp22b, whose product is annotated as dual specificity protein phosphatase 22-B-like. Gene Ontology annotation, biological process: positive regulation of JNK cascade; protein dephosphorylation; transforming growth factor beta receptor signaling pathway. Gene Ontology annotation, molecular function: protein tyrosine/serine/threonine phosphatase activity. Lineage: Eukaryota; Metazoa; Chordata; Actinopteri; Cyprinodontiformes; Cyprinodontidae. The record is from RefSeq and is a predicted model, not a curated record. The coding region runs from base 175 to 750 and encodes 191 amino acids. Gene Ontology annotation, cellular component: cytosol. The transcript is spliced from 7 exons.
CUGGGAAGGAGCUCCUCAGGCAGCGGCGCUUGAUCGCCUGACAGGCUGGUGCCAACUCUCAUUGAAAACCGGAAUUUGUACGCAGUUCAAAGGCAAAAUAAGCACCUUUAGCUAAGAAGGAUACACUGUGCGUUAUUUCUUGAUCCUGUUAGUGCUGAGACUCAGAGUUAAAGCAUGGGGAACGGCGUCAAUAAGGUUCUCCAAGAUUUGUACUUGGGAAACUUUAAGGACGCAAGAGACAGAGAACAGUUAGCCAGAAACAACAUCACACACAUCCUGUCUAUUCAUGAGAGCGCGGCUCCGAUCCUCCCGGAGAUGACUUAUCUGUGCCUCUCUGCAGCAGACAUGCCUACACAGAAUCUAACUCAACAUUUCAAACAGAGUAUAACGUUCAUGCACGAGUCCCGGCUGAAAGGAGAAGGCUGCCUCGUUCACUGUUUGGCAGGAGUGUCUCGCAGUGUCACCCUGGUGGUAGCUUACAUCAUGACCUUGACAGGUCUGGGCUGGCAGGAUGUGCUCGCUGCUGUGAAGGUGGUCCGGCCCUGUGCCAACCCCAACCUGGGCUUCCAGAGGCAGCUGCAGGAGUUUCAGGAUACUCAAGCUGAAGGGUUCAGGGAAUGGCUUCGAAAGAGCUACAAGGACAACCCCUUUAACGAUACGGCUGAUAUUCAAGAAUUACUGGCAAAGGUGCCAAAAGUCAACAAAGAAGAGAUGGAACAACAUGCAUCUACUUUGCCUGAAGGUGUUUAAUAAGAGCUGAUGAGGAGGUCUUUGACAGCUCAACCAAACGUGAUGUCCUGAACAGAUUUGCACCUUAGUAGAAGUUGUAAAAGCCACAGAAACACAAUCCUCUGUAUCUCUCUUACACAUUUAAUAAAAUGCACAUUUAUAAUGGUGGAAAUAUCUUUCCACACUUGUAUUUCAUCAGCAUUUUUAGCAUUUAUUGAUCAAAGUGUUUAAGAUGUGUCUUUUUUUUUUUUACUUGUACAUUUUCAUUGUGUCUGUAUGAUCUGAAAGAGACAAAUAAAAGAAGCAAAGACAAGUGCAUGGGUAGU